GCUGAUCAGCUAUGAUAUUGUAGAUUAGUACUAGUUUGUCUUUUGACCUGUUGCCAUUGAAGUGAUGUCGGCAAUUAUCCCAAAAGUCACGCACAUUAGCCCCAGGAUAAUCCGUAUCUUGGGAUGUAACCCAGGACCGAUGACAUUACAAGGAACUAACACAUAUUUGAUUGGGACAGGAAAACGCCGACUUUUGUUGGAUGCUGGAGAACGGGGAAAUAUGGAGUACAUAUCACAGUUAAUACAAGUAUUGAAGCAAAACAAUGUAUCUCUGGAGAAAAUAAUAAUUUCUCACUGGCACCAUGAUCAUAUUGGUGGUUUAGAAGACAUUCUGAAAUACUCACAAGAAGAUAUCCCUAGUGUUCAUAAAUUUCCUCGAAUCGAUGCUGAAGAUGAUCCUUUGCCUGAUGUAGUAAAACUGCAGUUGCUCACUCAUGAACAGGAACUGGCAGUUGAAGGCGCAACUGUGAGAGUCCAUCACACCCCAGGCCACACUACAGAUCACAUCAUACUUGAACUGCCAGAAGAGGGAGCAGUGUUUAGUGGGGACUGUAUUCUCGGUGAAGGGACAGCUGUAUUUGAGGACCUUCACAGUUAUAUGGGAUCCUUAAAGGCCAUCUUACACUUGGAGCCCAAAGUCAUAUAUCCUGGCCAUGGACCUGUAAUUGAAGAUCCAGUUGAACGCAUCAAGCACUACAUUGACCAUAGAACUCAAAGGGAAUCACAAAUCUUAGAAGUUUUAAUGCAAAGUCCUAAAAAGUAUUUGACUGCAAUGGAGCUGGUGAAAAUUAUAUACAAGGAAACGCCAGAGAGCCUUCAUCCAGUGGCUGAAGUCAAUGUCGGUCACCACCUAGAGAAGCUCUGGAAAGAUGGCAUCAUCCAUAAAGAAAAUAAUUCAUGGUGUCUCAAGGCAAGGAAAGACCAGCUCUGAAGGAUUUGAUAAAAUGAGAAUACUUGUUGAAUUUGACAAGGAUCCCUAUGGCUUGUAGUUGAGGUGUGUGCAUAUUUGAAUAGUAUAAAUUAAUUUUAUUAAGAGGUCGACUUGUACAUUGUAUGGUAAAUACGAGGCAGGUAAGUAUAUUUAUGUGAAGGUAUUUUCUAAACUACUCAAAAGAUACUAGACUGAGCUGGUAUACUUAAUGUAUUAAUUUUCAAUAAGCUUCCUUAUAUUACUAUUAUCAGAACACAAUUGCUUUGUGGUACAUGGAAGCUAGAGUAAUUUUUGAAGUCUAGAAAUGAUCAAAAGGUGUUUUCACAGGAAAAAUAUAAAGCAAAAAGCAAAAAAAAUAUAUAUAUACAUAUAUAAGGUAGGUGAAAACACCAGAGCACAAAAGGGUCUAUCUACAAAGCAAUGCUUUUCUUAAUGACCUGCAAAGUAAGCUAAGCAGUUGUACCCUUGAUGCUCAAUAAGCUGAAGAAAAGCAGUGUUUUUGUAUUUUCUCACAAGCCAUCAGGAAUUUUAUUUCAUGUUAAAGGGAAUAUGUACAAAACAUUUGUACCCAUUAGUGUAUAAUACUUAAAUGGUAAUAAAUAUUUUCAUGGGCAA
This is a messenger RNA of Macrobrachium nipponense, 1546 nucleotides long. Its product is annotated as endoribonuclease LACTB2-like. The transcript has 6 exons. The record is from RefSeq and is a predicted model, not a curated record. NCBI's taxonomy places the organism in Eukaryota, Metazoa, Arthropoda, Malacostraca, Decapoda, Palaemonidae. Gene Ontology annotation, cellular component: mitochondrial matrix. Gene Ontology annotation, molecular function: RNA endonuclease activity; single-stranded RNA binding. The coding region runs from base 65 to 931 and encodes 288 amino acids.